This is a messenger RNA of Lycium ferocissimum, 1609 nucleotides long. RefSeq names its product putative methylesterase 12, chloroplastic. The transcript has 5 exons. Gene Ontology annotation, molecular function: methyl salicylate esterase activity; methyl indole-3-acetate esterase activity; methyl jasmonate esterase activity. The record is from RefSeq and is a predicted model, not a curated record. Lineage: Eukaryota; Viridiplantae; Streptophyta; Magnoliopsida; Solanales; Solanaceae. Gene Ontology annotation, biological process: salicylic acid metabolic process; jasmonic acid metabolic process. The coding region runs from base 427 to 1476 and encodes 349 amino acids.
AUUUUUGCAAUAGAAAUUCACGUAUUUUAUGGACCUUUAAUCAAAACAGUAUUUGGGUUUUGCACUAAACUCCAUUUUUUGCACUUCAGAUUUACUUUUUUAGGACUUUCCAGCAACAACAAAAAAACAAAAACAGUAUCCAAAUUCUACGCAAAAUCUCCAUUUUACUUUCAAAAUUCGUAAUUUUUUGUUUAUUUUAAAGCAAAAUAGCAUCUGGGUUGUGCACAAAAAUUCAAUUUUUCAGACCAAAUUCACAUAUUUUGAGAAAAAAGAUUAUCUGGGCUGUGCACAAAAAGAGUAUUUUUGAGCAAAAGAGUAUCUGGGUUGUGCAAAAGAAUUCAUUUUUGAGACCAGUUUCACAUAUUGUUGAGCAAAAUAGUAUCUGGGUUGUGAACAAAAAUUCACAUAUUAUUUGGAUUCUGAAAGAUGGGUAAUCGAUUUAUAUGCAUGACAAAGAAAGAAACAAAGGAAAAUGGAAGGAAUGGAAUAGUAGGAUCAAGAAGUAAAAGAAUGGAGAGAUCAAAGAGAAGGGAAGAGGAAUUAUUGCAUAGACAAGCUUUAUCAAUGGCAAUACAACAACAUCAAUUGUCUCAAAGAUUUGAAGGAUCAAUGUCUAGACGUAUUGGAUCCACUAGUUCUCGUCGUCCUACUGAUUUGUCUGAAUCCACUCCCAAUUCUAAGCAGUUACCAGAAUUUUUGGAGAGCAUCAAAACAAAGAAGUUUAUCUUGGUACAUGGAGAAGGAUUCGGAGCUUGGUGUUGGUACAAAACUAUUGCUCUAUUGGAGGAAACAGGAUUGCUGCCCACGGCCAUAGAUCUCACUGGAUCUGGGAUUGAUCUGACAGAUACAAAAAAGGUUACAACACUGGCGGAGUACUCACAACCAUUGAUUGAUUAUCUGGAAAACUUGCCGGACGAUGAAAAGGUAAUUUUGGUAGGUCACAGUGUUGGAGGUGCUUGUGUUUCCUAUGCUUUGGAGCUUUUCCCACAGAAAAUUGCGAAAGCAGUGUUUCUUUGUGCUACAAUGAUAUCUGAUGGACAGAGGCCUUUUGAUGUGUUCGCUGAAGAGCUUGGGUCGGCAGAGCUUUUUAUGAAGGAGUCUAAGUUUUUAAUUUAUGGGAAUGGUAAAGAGAAGCCUCCUACUGGCUUCAUGUUUGAGAAGGAGCAGAUGCAUGGCCUAUAUUUCAAUCAAUCUGCUGCAAAGGAUGUUGCUUUGGCGAUGGUUUCAAUGAGACCCAUUCCUCUUGGUCCAAUAAUGGAGAAACUAUCAUUGACACCUGAAAAAUAUGGAACAAGUCAUAGAUUUUAUGUCCAGACAUUGGAUGAUCAUGCUCUUUCACCAGAUGUCCAAGAAAAGCUUGUGAGGGAAAACCCUCCUGAAGGUGUCUUCAAGAUCAAAGGGAGUGACCACUGCCCAUUCUUUUCGAAGCCACAGUCGCUGCAUAAAAUUUUGGUUGAAAUUGCUCAGAUUCCAUAGGAAUGUUCAUAUGAAAGAAACAAGAGAUCUUUUACUUCUCACGGAAAAUAGCUUUUGUUGUUCCUUUUGGAGGCUGUACAAUCUGUUCCACGAGGCUGUUGGUUGUAUAAAAGAAAAAUUGGUUAGGUUAUCA